Messenger RNA from Talaromyces stipitatus ATCC 10500, 780 nucleotides. RefSeq lists its product as uncharacterized. The coding region runs from base 1 to 780 and encodes 259 amino acids. The transcript is spliced from 3 exons. Lineage: Eukaryota; Fungi; Ascomycota; Eurotiomycetes; Eurotiales; Trichocomaceae. The record is from RefSeq and is a predicted model, not a curated record.
AUGCCUGUCCCUGACAAGAAACCCAGCUUCUUCGACAAACCAAACCUCUUCGCCCACAUCUACACCACUUACGCGUCCAGAGUCAUCCAGGAAUACGUCGCAAGUGACAGAAAGGACAAAAUCAAUCGUACCAAAAUCGAAAAAGAUAUCAUUCGUUUAACAAAUGAGGAUCCAAACCUGCCUAUACUUCAUAAGGUGUCUUGUACAAGCAUGGUUCUGCAUACAAACACCUUUGAACCCUUCUGGGCUGAUCAGAGGUUGGCGUACAGCCUACCUGCAAAAUCCCUGAGAAGAUUGACACCACAGUACAACCUCAUUGACGAGCUUCCAUGCCCUUCAGACGAUGACACUCUUUCAACACUGGAGAAUUUCACAGAUAAGAAAGGCAAGCCUCGACACAAGUCAGCUGCAGACACUACAGCGAGACGUGGACGGGGUCGCCCCAAAGCAGCGCCUGCAAAGAUGAAUGGUAAAGGUAAAGCCGGCACUGGGAAAGCAGGAACAGUAGCCAUGAAAGCGCCCAAGAGUCAGGCAGCACGACCCUCACAAUCCGGUGCGGACAACAAUAAAUCGAAGGCAAAUGGCAAUAACCCCAAUGCCCCUACAACUCCAGUUCAAGCUCAGCCGCUACGAACAGCGUCAGGAAAACUUAUAUCAACAAAGACGGCUCGUGAAUCGUUCCUGGAGUGCAUGGCUCAAGGGUCAAGUAUGAAGAUUUGUGGACCUUCGAGCGAUGAGGAGUCGACAACCACGGAUGAUGACAGUGAUUCAGAAGCAUGA